AUGAGAGGGCACACAGUCCUUGCUCUUCUGGUAUGCCUGAUAGGAACUUCCAUUGGAUUCCUUGUAAAUGGACCGGCGCACGCCUCCUGCAAAGCCACCUGGACGUUUGGGAAAAGUUGUGAUUCCGUGCUGUCGAUGCUACUGGCACAAGUACAGGCGUGGAGCGGCCCAGAUAACUGUAGGUCUGGUCCUAUCAACGAGAAGUGCCUCUAUGUGUUGAAAAGUAACAGCGGCGGCGUUGUUAAGCUUACGCACGAGACGCCACUGAAACAUUAUAUCGACGACAUAAUAUUUACACUCACCGAUGGAAACAGAACGUCGACUGGGGGGCACUGUACUGUUGCGGGUGUGUCUAGGGCAGAGACUUGGUACGCUGUGCUCGAUUACGGAACAAAUUACUGUAAUAUGUAUAAUCUCCUGGAAGGUUCCCAGCUUACACAGCUGGCAGGAUACACAGAGACCACAAGUGACUCUAUCUGCACUCAACACUCCUCCGCCAAUUGUACACGAUAUUGA
This is a messenger RNA of Ylistrum balloti, 516 nucleotides long. RefSeq lists its product as uncharacterized. The record is from RefSeq and is a predicted model, not a curated record. NCBI's taxonomy places the organism in Eukaryota, Metazoa, Mollusca, Bivalvia, Pectinida, Pectinidae. Bases 1 to 516 code for a protein of 171 amino acids. The transcript is spliced from 5 exons.